Molecule: messenger RNA, 3618 nt
Organism: Danaus plexippus (monarch butterfly)
Lineage: Eukaryota; Metazoa; Arthropoda; Insecta; Lepidoptera; Nymphalidae
Product: glutamine--fructose-6-phosphate aminotransferase [isomerizing] 2-like
Exons: 1
Coding region: 258-2282 (674 amino acids)
Biological process (GO): fructose 6-phosphate metabolic process; protein N-linked glycosylation; carbohydrate derivative biosynthetic process
Molecular function (GO): carbohydrate derivative binding; L-glutamine:D-fructose-6-phosphate transaminase (isomerizing) activity
Source: RefSeq, a predicted model, not a curated record
AUGUACCGCCGUCUGCCGACAGUCAACAGUAGGACUGGUUUUUUUCACCGCUUGCUGAUAUUUACGAUACAGGCAGGUUGUAUCUACGAUAACGAAACAUGAUGACGUGUUCAUUGCCGUAAGUGAAAGUAUCUCAUUAGUGGUAGGAGUUAUAGACGGAGGCCUUCAAUAUCAGUUGUAUUUCGUAUCGCGCACAGUCUCUCGUCGGUUGUGGUUUAGUGCACUUGUAUCAAAGGUAUCGUUCUGCUUCGUUUACGAUGUGUGGAAUUUUUGCAUAUAUUAAUCAUCUGACGCCGAAGAGCCGAAGAGAAAUAUUGGAAUUACUUGUUAAUGGAUUGAAACGUUUAGAGUACCGUGGCUAUGACUCUGCUGGCGUUGCUAUCGAUGCCGCCGACCAAAAGGAUAUUGCAGUUCUUAAAAGAAGUGGUAAGGUAGCCGCCCUUGAAGAAUUGCUUCAAGAACAAAGUGGCCAAUUAGCUGUUGAAGAAUGCAUGGAAUCCCAUUGUGGCAUUGCCCACACCCGUUGGGCGACUCACGGUGAGCCGAGUGCAGUUAAUUCACAUCCCCAACGUUCUGGUGACGAUAAUUCCUUUGUUGUUAUUCACAAUGGAAUCAUUACCAACUACAAAGAAGUGAAAACAUUCCUGGAAAAUAAAGGUUAUACCUUUGAAUCCCAGACUGAUACUGAAGCUAUUGCUAAGCUGGUGCAUCACAUUUACAGCCAGCACAAGGAUUACAAUUUCCAAGAGUUAGUUGAGCAGGUAAUUCAGCAACUUGAAGGAGCAUUUGCCCUCUGUUUCAAAUCUCGGUAUUUCCCAAAUGAGUGUGUGGCAACAAGACGUGGAAGUCCUUUGCUCGUGGGAAUUAAAACCAAGCGUCGUCUGUCUAGCGAUCAUGUACCAAUUAUGUACACUAACAACAAAGCAACUAGAGGAGUAGUGCCAACUGUGCCUCGUGUAAACAGUCAUGCUCAGUUUGAACCUGAAGAAGAAAGAGAUGUUGAGUAUUUCUUUGCCUCUGAUGCAUCAGCGGUUAUUGAGCACACAAACAGAGUGCUUUAUUUUGAAGAUGACGAUGUCGCUCACAUCAAGGACGGAGUUCUCAGCAUCCAUCGUAUGUCUGGUAGCAGCACCGAUCCUCACCAGAGAGAAAUUUUGACACUCAAGCUUGAGUUGCAGCAAAUUAUGAAAGGUAACUAUGACUACUUCAUGCAGAAAGAAAUUUUUGAACAGUCUGAAUCUAUUGUAAACACAAUGAGAGGUCGUCUCAAUUUUGCCAAUGGCACUGUUACUCUUGGAGGCAUAAAAGAUUACAUUCCUGAAAUAAAGCGCUGCAGAAGAUUAAUGUUGAUUGGAUGUGGUACCAGUUACCACAGUGCUGUAGCGACUCGUCAGUUGCUAGAAGAGCUAACAGAGCUUCCUGUGAUGGUGGAGCUUGCUUCAGAUUUUCUUGACAGAAAUACUCCUGUUUUCCGUGAUGAUGUCUGCUUCUUCAUCUCACAAUCCGGAGAAACUGCCGAUACAUUGAUGGCGCUGCGUUACUGCAAACGUCACGGAGCUCUUAUAGUUGGUAUAACCAACACUGUAGGAAGUUCCAUUUGUCGUGAAUCACACUGCGGUGUUCAUAUCAACGCCGGUCCAGAAAUUGGAGUUGCUUCCACUAAAGCCUAUACGUCACAAUUUGUGUCCCUUGUUAUGUUCGCGCUAGUAAUUAGUGAAGAUCGUAUCUCUUUGCUUAAACGUCGAGCGGACAUUAUUCAAGGACUUCACGAAUUGGAUUCUAAAAUCCGUCAAGUACUGGCCUUGGACGAUAAAGUAAAAGCUUUAGCACAAGACUUAUACCGCCAGCGUUCACUGUUGAUUAUGGGUCGUGGUUACAAUUUCGCUACCUGUUUAGAAGGAGCCUUGAAAGUAAAGGAAUUGACGUACAUGCACAGCGAAGGUAUUAUGGCUGGUGAAUUGAAACAUGGUCCUCUAGCCCUUAUCGAUGAUUCUAUGCCUGUUAUGAUGAUUGUGAUGCGAGACCCAGUUUACACCAAGUGCAUGAACGCUUUGCAACAGGUGACCGCACGUCAAGGACGGCCCAUAGUCGUGUGCGAAGAAGGUGACACGGAGACUAUGGCUCUUGCCUCCCGCGUUCUAGAAGUUCCUAAGACAGUAGAUUGCCUACAAGGAGUACUGACAGUAAUUCCUAUGCAGUUAUUAGCAUAUCAUAUAGCUGUACUGCGUGACUGUAAUGUCGACUGUCCUAGGAAUCUCGCGAAGUCAGUUACUGUCGAAUAAACCAUUUAUUACUUCUAAGUUCUUAACAUUAAAAGAUCUCUUUUAGCACAACUUCGAGGUUAUAUGAAGAUAUAUUUUGUAUGUGAUAGUAUGAAACUAAUAUUUUAUACGAAUCGAUGUUAACUGUUUUUACGUAAAAUGGUUUUCACUUUAUUUCAGACAUAGCCGGUGUAAGAUUUAUUCGGAUUUAUUAUUACAAACAGUAACAGUUCUUUAUUUUACAUUCCGUAAAAGUCAUUUAUAUUUUAAAAUUAGGCGUAAUAUUACAUUCCAUUGCAUAAUGUGGAGUCGACUACUAUCAUCGUUGCGAAGGUCAAACUUCGCGCCAUUUAACAUGAAAUUUGUAAUUUUUUUUUGUUGGCAACAGCCCACUCUAUACUGACGGAGUGCUUUAGAGAUCAGUUAAUUUUUAUUAUAUUUUAGAUCGUGUGCAAUGAUUUUAUAAAAAAAUGUUUUACAUCAAGUACGUAUAAAUACUCCUAUAUUGUUAAUUAGACUUAGAUACGCGAUUAUGUGUUUUAAUGCAUUGUAAUAAGAUAUAUUAAACAAUUUUCUGUUACAAAUUUAUAUUAUCGAAAUUAAGGUAUGACCAAUUUUAACAUGUGUAAAAUUUUCAAUCUUUGUAAAGUUACUUUAAAAUUUAUCUUUUAUAUAUUAUAUCGAAGUACAAAUGCGAAAGAAAAAAAAAUCUCCGUUUAAAAUUAUUAUCCACAUUAUUACGUCAAAUUAUUUCCUAUAUAAAUAACUGACUUUUCCGCUAAAUAUUUUAUCAAUUAAAUGUAAUGUAAAUGAUAAUAACCACUUAAUUGAUAUUGAUUGUUCAAGUUUAUUUGUUAUUAAAAUUGCACAGAAUGUCAAAACAUGUCUAUAUUGUAUUUCAUAAUUAUUUCUUUGUUAGCGUAUAAUUUACUUACUGAAACCAGAAUAUUUUGUAAAAUUUCUUUUAUCGUUUUUUGUUUCGUACACAAAUAUAACUAAUAUAAUAAUAAGUCUUAAUGUGCCCUCACGAACCAAUUUUUGUAUAUUAAAAAAAAUAUUUGGUUUGUUGUUUACAAGCGAAUCGCUAGUCAAAACGAAAUUACGUAGUGUUAAGUCCACGGAUCCUGAUGUUCGGCUAUAGCAUGAAAUUUUAUCAUGUGAUGUAAAACUAGUUUUAUGUAACCAUAAAGUUUAUUUUCUGAAGAUAACUUAAACAUGAACUACGCACAUGAAAUUGAUUUUUUUUCGUCAAAUAUAUGUAAUCUGUGCAACAGAUUAUCAAGUUAUUUUAUUUUUAAGUUUGAUUAUAUUCUAAUAGAUAUUAUGAUAAAAAUAAAUAAAUAUAUAUUACGGAAAA